Molecule: messenger RNA, 594 nt
Organism: Salvia hispanica
Lineage: Eukaryota; Viridiplantae; Streptophyta; Magnoliopsida; Lamiales; Lamiaceae
Source: RefSeq, a predicted model, not a curated record
AUGUUGCAACACCUGCCGAAUACCGAGGUGGAGCUGUUAUGGGGCACUUGGUUCCAAUCCAAAGGAACAUCAGAGGCAUAUGAGUGGUUCAGGCCGAAAGGUGAACAAAGAUACUGGCCAAAGUUUGUGUGGAAGGGGUACAUUCCACCAAAAUAUUCCUUCACCACAUGGCAGGCAAUACUCGGGAGAUUGCCUACACGUGAUCGGCUCAAAUUCCUCGACAUCAACCGUGUUUGCCCUCUUUGCAACAUGGAACCCGAAUCAACAAGCCACAUCUUCUUCAAGUGCAGAAAGAGUAGAGUAACAUGGGGGAAGAUCAAGGCUUGGCUGGGAGUUUCAAGACCCCUCACAACAAUCCAGAGCGCAAUCAAGUGGAUGGCUCGAGAAAACUUUGGGUCUGCCAUCACCAAACGGGCCAAAUGGGUAGCACUUGCGGCUACGGUUAGUCUCAUCUGGAAGGCCAGAAAUUUAUUAGUUUUCCAUAGUAUUGUCUUUGAUCCGAACCAUCUUGUGUUCGAGAUUAAAAGAGUCACAUGUACUGUCCUCUAUUCCUUGUACCCGGAGGACUCCGUUGUAAUGGCUCUUGGUUGCUAA